Molecule: messenger RNA, 371 nt
Organism: Nematolebias whitei (Rio pearlfish)
Lineage: Eukaryota; Metazoa; Chordata; Actinopteri; Cyprinodontiformes; Rivulidae
Product: SH3 domain-binding glutamic acid-rich-like protein 3
Exons: 2
Coding region: 87-371 (94 amino acids)
Cellular component (GO): cytoplasm
Source: RefSeq, a predicted model, not a curated record
ACAAGAAGAAGAAGAAGAAGAAUAAGAAGAAGAAGAAGAAGCGGCAGGAUCAGAGUGAAGGGAGAGCGGAAGCAGCAGCCGCGGCCAUGGGAGUCAAACUGUACUACACCACGGUGACCGCGUCACGGACGGUCAAGUCUCAGCAGGCUGAGGUGAUUCGGAUCCUGGACAGUAAAAGCAUCCAGUACGAGCUCAUCGACAUCUCUGUGGGCGGAGAGCUUCGGGACGAAAUGAGGAGCAAAGCAGGAGACCCUACUGCUGUCCCUCCCCAGCUUUUCAAUGAAGACCAGUACUGUGGGGUGAGAGGACACAUCUCAUCCGACUCACGAAGUGGUGAAAACAUCUCUGCACAUUUCCUCUCAGAUAACUAA